UUCGCCGCAGCACCGCGCCUUCCUCCUCGCCGUUUCGCCGUCAACGACGGAGCCCUUAUCUCCGGCCUUCCUCCUUUUCGAAGCUUCUGUCACGGAAAAUGGCAUCUUCUGAAACACCAUUAUCACAACCACCAUCACAAGAAGCCUCUUCAUCUCAAAGUUUAGUUCAAACUAAUGUUAGAGGAAAGACUGAUAUAGCUUGGGCACAUUGUACUAAAAGUCCUGAUGGAAAAUCUCUUGUUUGUUUAUACUGUCACAAAGCUUUUGGUGGAGGUGGAAUUCAUAGGGUAAAGCAACACUUGGCUGGAAUAGUAGGAAAUGUUGAAAUUUGUAAGUCAGUGCCUGCAGAAAUUCGUUUUCAGAUGAAACAACAUUUCAAUGAGCGGAGUAAGAAAGGAAAAACUUCAGAUAUGGCUGAAAGCGAGUCAUUUACUACCGAGGGGGAUGAAUUGCAAGUACAAACGAACCCACGGGUUGGUGCAUCUAAAAAGAAUGAUGAUCACAUUGGUACUUAUUUUUUACCUAGAACAACUCCAGGAGCUCAACCUACUUUGAAAAGUGUGAUGCAAAGUAAAGAAGUGGUUUAUUGAUGCAUCUAUUCCUUUUAAUGCUGCAAAUUCGCCUUAUUUUCAA
Messenger RNA from Vicia villosa (hairy vetch), 633 nucleotides. RefSeq lists its product as uncharacterized. Bases 99 to 590 code for a protein of 163 amino acids. Gene Ontology annotation, molecular function: DNA binding. The record is from RefSeq and is a predicted model, not a curated record. Lineage: Eukaryota; Viridiplantae; Streptophyta; Magnoliopsida; Fabales; Fabaceae. The transcript has 2 exons.